Dovyalis caffra is the source of this 1179-nucleotide messenger RNA. NCBI's taxonomy places the organism in Eukaryota, Viridiplantae, Streptophyta, Magnoliopsida, Malpighiales, Salicaceae. The record is from the annotation of a GenBank genome assembly.
AUGUCUGUUGGUGUAAACACAGAAACCCUAGUGAGAAUUGAGGAGAUACAAGGAAGAGGCAGAGGGCUUGUAUGUACUCAGCCCUUAAGAGGUGGCCAAGUCGUGCUCAUAGAUUCUCCAAUCCUCCUCUAUUCAGCACUCCCUUUAACCAAACAACAAGACUCAACCUUCCUUUACUGCGACAAAUGCUUCAAAACUAUACAAUCAGCAUCAGUAUCUUGCCCCACCUGCUCUCACCAUCAGUUCUGCAGCCCCAGUUGCCUUUCCGCUGCUCUGUCAUCUUCUCACACUCCUUGGGUCUGCCAGUCUCUUACCCGCCUUCGCCAAAACCUAGAUUUUCUUCAGCAUCACUGUGUGGAACGUCAAAUCCAAGCGCGAUUCCUCAUUGCUGCCUGCAAUCUUGCAUUCGUUUCGCCUUCGGAUUUUCAAUUUUUGUUGUCGCUGCAAGGCCGUGCUGAAGAUGAAGAUCCAGGUACUGUCCAGUUCUUGCGUUCUGUAAUCUCAUCUCUGUGUCCUCCUCCACCAAUUGAGGGGUUCUCUUUUAGCUUGGAACUUAUUGCGGCUUUGGUUGCGAAAGACAAAUUUAAUGCUUUCGGAUUAAUGGAGCCUUUGAAUCUUAAUGAAGAGAAUGGUGGGCAAAGAUCGGUGAGGGCUUACGGUAUUUAUCCUAAGGCAGCUCUUUUUAAUCAUGAUUGCCUUCCAAAUGCUUGCAGGUUUGAUUAUGUUGAUACGGCUAAUAAUGGGAAUACUGAUAUUAUUGUUAGAAUGAUUCAUGAUGUUCCGCAAGGAAGGGAGAUUUGUUUAAGUUAUUUUCCAGUAAAUAAUAAUUACUCCACUAGACAGAAAAGAUUGCUGGAGGACUAUGGAUUUACCUGUGAUUGUGAUCGUUGUAAGGUCGAAGCCACUUGGUCAGAUGAGGAGGGUGAUAGUGAUAAUGGUGAUGAUAAUGAGGCGAUGGAAGAGGAUGUCGAUGAGCCAAUGGAGGUACCAUCUAAUGGUGAAGACAUUGACAAUGAUAAUGGCACUGACUUUCCUCAUGCUUAUUUCUUUUUGAAAUACAUGUGUACUCGAAAUAAUUGCUGGGGUACACUAGCUCCUCUUCCUUCAUCUGAUGCUAAGCCAUCAAAUUUAUUGGAAUGUAAUGCCUGUGGUAAUGUAAAAAAUGAUGAGGUUUGUUGA